AUGUCUCGCGGAAAUUUAGUAGGAACAAACAUAAUUCUUUCCGAUCGAGCUCAACCUUUAGCAAAUUAUCCACAUGCUAAAGUAAUAGCAGGAUUUAUUUUUAUAUCUGGAAUUUCUUGUCGAAAACCUGAUAAUACAUAUGAAGGGGUAAAUGAAUUACCCAAUGGUGAAUUAGAACUUGAUAUAAAAGAGCAAACUCGCGCAGUAAUUAAAAAUAUUGAAAUAAUUCUUAAGGCAUCAUCUCCAGAAGCAUCAUUAAAUGAUUUAAUAGAUUUAACAGUAUUUUUAAUUGAUAUGAAAGAUUAUUCCGGAUUUAAUGAAAUUUAUAAUGAAUUUUUUGAUGCUAAAACUGGACCAACUAGAACCACCGUAGCUGUUAAACAACUUCCAUCGCCAAAAUUAUUAAUUGAAAUCAAAGCCACAGCUCGGGCACCUUGA
Molecule: messenger RNA, 438 nt
Organism: Diversispora eburnea
Lineage: Eukaryota; Fungi; Glomeromycota; Glomeromycetes; Diversisporales; Diversisporaceae
Source: the annotation of a GenBank genome assembly